Molecule: messenger RNA, 912 nt
Organism: Pyrus x bretschneideri (Chinese white pear)
Lineage: Eukaryota; Viridiplantae; Streptophyta; Magnoliopsida; Rosales; Rosaceae
Exons: 3
Coding region: 171-683 (170 amino acids)
Source: RefSeq, a predicted model, not a curated record
AUCCUUAAAAAUUUCCCCCAAAAUUGAAUGGACAGUUAGGUGUGGGAGAUAAUUUCCGAGAAGCCAUCAGAGCCAAGCCAGAGAGAGAGAGAGCCAGAGUUCCUCUUCUCUCUCCAGCAUUCUGAUCGGUUUCCUUCUAGUGAGAGAGAGAGUGUGUGAAGGGAAUUUCCAUGGAUCAGAUUUUGAACAAGGCCGGAUCCUACUGGUUCAACCAGAAGGCCACCAAGGAGCUCUCCUCCGUCGGGGAUGACAUCAACUCAUUGCAAAGCAGUGUCGAAGGAGGAGCCAAAUGGUUGGUUAAUAAACUCAAAGGGAAAAUGCAAAAGCCGUUGCCUGAGCUUCUAAAGGAUUUUGACUUGGCAAUAGGAAUCUUUCCUCGUGAUGCUACCAACUAUGAGUUUAAUGAGGAGACUGGGAAACUUACCGUCUACAUACCGACUGUCUGUGAAGUGGGCUACAGAGAUUCAUCUGUUCUGCGUUUUUUCACCACUGUAACUGGAUAUUUGAAGAAAGGAAGGCUAGAAGACAUACAGGGGAUGAAGACUAAGGUGCUUAUAUGGGUAAAUGUGUCAUGCAUCACAUCAGAGCGAUCGAAGCUCCAUUUCACAGCUGGGUUGAAGAGAAGUAGGAGUAGAGAGGCUUAUGAGGUUCAAAGAGACGGAAUUACUGUUGAAAAGUUUUAACAAGGUCAAAAUGCUCAUAAGUUAUUAUCGUGUAUUUUAGUUUGUAGAUCUUUUCGACCAUUUGGCUUGUAUGAAUUCUGGUUUAAUCAACUCUUGUUUGUUUCAUGUGGACGUAGAACGGUUUGAUGUAGUUAAUAUUUCAUCUUUUGUAUGGUUGUAGAAUGUUUCCGGGUUUUAUGUAUCGUAUUGGGAAUUUGCUUCGAACAUAUCAACUUAAAUCAUUUGUGUA